Phytophthora megakarya is the source of this 954-nucleotide messenger RNA. NCBI's taxonomy places the organism in Eukaryota, Oomycota, Peronosporomycetes, Peronosporales, Peronosporaceae. The record is from the annotation of a GenBank genome assembly.
AUGAGUGUACAGACUGGAACAGGCCAUGUGACGGGUGAUCCGCUGAGCGGGAAGUGCGCCACGUCUGUGCCGCAAAAAACGGGCGUAGAUCCAUCCCCGGUUGUGGAGAAUCAACCAGACACAUCAGAUCCGGAUCUCACCUGGGAUUCAGAUCAAGAUUAUGAUGAAUGCGUGUAUUACCAUGAAGGGAGCGAUCUAUACGCCGAAGAUGUCGAUGGACAGAUGGCGGUGCUGCCUGAAGUACCCGUGGCGACGGAGGAUGUGGGGAUCGAAGAUAUUCAACUAUGUGGGUCGGACAAUCAAACUCCAGAAGAGAUCGAGCGACUCCGACAGAAAAUAUGGAAGUUCCGACAUCUCUUGAUCGGGAAGGGAAAUGCCCUCCCGCCGGCCGCUAGAGGUGUGGUGUGCGAUAUCGACGUCGGAGGGGCGAAACCCAUCGCUCUCAAAUGUCGGAAGUUGCGGAUCCAGUUCAGGGAAAAGCUAGCCGAUCUGAUCAAGGGUCUAUUGUCUGCUAGGAUGAUCAACUACUCCAGAUCACCAUGGGCUUCCCCCAUCGUGGUGAUCAUUAAAAAGAACGGAAUAUCAGGCUAUGUAUCGACUACCGGCUGGUUGGUUAAUAGCCUGACACAACUGAUGGUAUACCCAAUGCCCUUGAUCAACGAUCUACUCGAAGAUCUGGAGGCGACACUUUGGUACUGUUCUUUGGAUAUGGCAAGUGGAUUCUGGGUAGUGAAAAUGACGGAUCGCGCUCGUUUGAUCUCGGCUUUUGUCACUCCUUUUGGAUUAUUCGAAUGGAAUCGAAUGCCUUUUGGCCUGAAGAAUGCGCCCCAGAUCUAUCAGCGUAUGAUCGAUAACGCAUUAUAUGGGUUCACCCGGAUCCCGAAGUCGGAAGAUUCCGGGAGUACGGCGGAUGUGUUCGAGGACGGGGAACCAGUGGAUCCAGGCAGGCCUCCG